AGUUUAAUGUAGCUUUUGUGAUUGUGCUUGUUUCAAACACAAACGUUUAAAAAAUAUGCUGAAAUUUACCGCUAUUUCCUUUGUACUCUUGAAUGCCGCUGAAAGCGUUGACCAUCAAAAACCAAUUCGUGCGCUCGAUUCACAACCUCUUCUGAAGUUUACCCGAACACCGAAUGAUUCCAACGUCACAUUUGGUGAAAAGUUUGUGCUCUCUUGUGGAGCGAACGGUGCUCCCCUACCAUCAAUUUACUGGGAGCUCAAUGGAAUGAGAAUUCAAGGAGAGGAGACUUCAAACGUGUACGAGAACAUUUUGAACGAUGGAAAACAAGUCUCAAAUGCAGCAAUGGUGUCCAGCCAUUACAGAAUCCCAUGUGCCACGGCCCGCAACUCUGGGGCUUAUAAGUGUAUCAUAGAUAAUGGGCUUACCAAGUUAGAGCAUGUUGCAAAAGUAUUUGUUGGUGGAAACAAAACCAAUUGUGCUUUGAACGAUAAUGGUGCCCCAUUUAUUUCAAUGACUGUCGACUUUCGUUUGGAAAUAUCUAACAACGCAGUUGCCCUAUCAUGCCGUUCCGAGACAGCUACAGAGUGGUCAUGGCACAAAGGAGAACAACUUUUGACCAAUGAUGGAGAGCGUUACCAGAUGUUCCCCAGUGGUGAUUUGAUUAUUCGCAACAUUUCCUGGUCAGACAUGGGCGAAUACAACUGUACCGCACGCAACCAUUUUGGAGAGACAACAGCUAUCACAUUCCUCUACCCAACUCUAGCUAAAUAAUUCUUUAUUUAAGAAAUAUUUUCCCAGCUUAGUGUUGUCUUUACUUCAAAAGUACUCGUUUUUAAAGUUUUCAUGCAUUGCCAAAUUUUUUAAAAAAUAACUUAUAAUUAACUCCUCUUUGCUUUGGUAUUCAAUUUUUAAAAAAUUUCUUUGGUUGAGAAUAUGAUGGAAUAAAAAAUGAAUCUACCUGUU
Messenger RNA from Caenorhabditis elegans, 964 nucleotides. RefSeq names its product Zwei Ig domain protein zig-2 (gene zig-2). Bases 56 to 772 code for a protein of 238 amino acids. The transcript is spliced from 3 exons. Gene Ontology annotation, cellular component: extracellular region. NCBI's taxonomy places the organism in Eukaryota, Metazoa, Nematoda, Chromadorea, Rhabditida, Rhabditidae. The record is from RefSeq and is marked reviewed.